GCAACACCUUUUGUUAUUCACACAAGCAAGAAGAACAUUGGACAGUGUUUGGUUGCUGAGAAAUUUAAAACAAAAAAUGGAAUUCUCUUACCGCAGAUUGCUGCUACAGAACGAGGACGUUCCAAUCUCCACGUCCAUGCCUCCUCUUCCUCACGCCAAACACGUCACAAACGCUUCCUCGCCGCAAGUGUCCUUAGGAAGCCCUCUGGAAGUGUCCAUUCGUCCGGUGUUCACUUCGAGCGUUGCCUACGUCUUCCUCAUCCUCUUCACCACUUUCUUCUUCAUUGGAUUCGUGUUUCUCUACUUCCAACAGCACGCCUCCUCCUCGGACACCGAUUCCGGCGCCAUCCGCCGGCGAGCACAGUCGGAUUCCGUGGCGGAGAAGUCUCUGGCCGUGGUGGCGGAUGCGGCGAGGCAGGGGGAUUGCGCGAUAUGUCUGGAGGAGGUAGGAGAGGGAGAGGCGGUAAAGAUGAUUGCGUACUGCAAGCACGUGUUCCACGCGGAUUGCAUUGAUAGGUGGCUGGAGAAGCAGGUGACGUGCCCCGUGUGCCGGUGCUGCUGCGAGAGGUGUGGAGAGGUGGAGUCGGUGACGGUGAGAGGAGACGAAGAAGAAGAUCGAGAAGUGGUUUCCGUAACAAGCUUGGAUUAGCGUGUUGCGUGUGUUAGAGGGCAUUGGGUUAUUCAUAUUAACUAUGCUUCAACUACUUUCCCUUUCUCUCAUUCUCAUCAUUCCCACUAUUUUCUCCUACUACUGUUCAACAACUUAAUGCCAUUUCUUUUCUUUUCUUU
Vigna radiata var. radiata (mung bean) is the source of this 789-nucleotide messenger RNA. Its product is annotated as RING-H2 finger protein ATL57. Bases 77 to 649 code for a protein of 190 amino acids. NCBI's taxonomy places the organism in Eukaryota, Viridiplantae, Streptophyta, Magnoliopsida, Fabales, Fabaceae. The record is from RefSeq and is a predicted model, not a curated record. Gene Ontology annotation, molecular function: zinc ion binding. The transcript has a single exon.